Messenger RNA from Kickxella alabastrina, 569 nucleotides. Its product is annotated as 60S ribosomal protein L38. The record is from RefSeq and is a predicted model, not a curated record. Gene Ontology annotation, biological process: protein-RNA complex assembly; translation. The transcript is spliced from 2 exons. Gene Ontology annotation, cellular component: cytosolic large ribosomal subunit; ribosome. NCBI's taxonomy places the organism in Eukaryota, Fungi, Kickxellomycota, Kickxellomycetes, Kickxellales, Kickxellaceae. Gene Ontology annotation, molecular function: structural constituent of ribosome. The coding region runs from base 230 to 493 and encodes 87 amino acids.
UUUCUUGGUCAGUCGAUUAGUUGCAGAGCUAUUACUGAGGACCAUUGUUUUUUGUUGAUCGGCAGUUUUUUUAGCGACCAGUCAGCCAGUUUGCUUUUGCUUUCUCUUUUUCUUUCUCUUUUUGUCUGCGUGGAGGCAUGUUUUUUAGUCAGACUGAACACUUGUGGCAUUCGCAUUUUGCAUUCCGCAGUUUUUGUUGUUGGUAUUUGAAUCUCUUGCGAAAGGGAGGAUGAGCCAGUGCCCGAAAAGGCAGCUAAAUGAAUUGAAUCCCAAGCAGAUCCAGGACAUUAAGAACUUCCUCGAGGUUACCCGCCGCAAGGACGCCGCCGGCGUUCGCGUCAAGAAGACCGGUAAGGUCGUCAAGUUCAAGGUUCGCUGCUCGCGCUACCUGUACACUCUGACCGUCGCCGACGCUCAGAAGGCCCAGAAGCUCCGCCAGUCCCUGCCCCCGGGCCUCAAGGUCGAGGACGUCCACAAGUCGACCAAGAAGUAAAAAGUUUAAAUGUGUAGCAUUGGCGUUGCAAUAAAUGAGUUUCUUUCGACUUUUUUUUGAUAUUUGUGGUUAGUUU